UAUAUGAGUGAUGGGGUAUGAAUGUGGUCAAACGGCGGUAGCACUGCCACCGCGCUUUAGGCUGACCGCAUGCAGGCCUUCCGCAGAUCCCGCCGUUUGGCUCAUUGAAAGAUGUUCCCCACGGCAGAUGGCCUGUAUCAACUCACAUGAGCAGGACUCAGGAGCAAUAUUGUGCGCACACAGAAUAUUUUCAUCGAAUCCCCGACAUUCUCAGAAUACAAAUGUCGGCUUUGAUCGUCGCCUACCAAAUUUCCUGGGCGCCACCUAGAACUUCUACCCAGGGCACUGAACACUCCAGGCAAGUCAAACGGGGAGCUGGGGUGGAAAUCGGCUACUGGAUGGUUCCGGAUGGAUGUGGCCCACAUAAUGGGCAGGGAUGGGCAGAAUGGCAAAUACUUUAUUCGGGUGUAUUGAACGGGGCAGGAGAGGGUGAAACGGUGGGGAUACAGGCAGCUACCUUUAUCACAUUUGACGCGUCAAUCCUCACCCUUCAGGCCGACUUUUCCAGUGGCCUCACCCUUUUGACAACAGCUCCCACUGCCAAUGAAUUCCUCAGAGCUACAGAGGGUCCAUUUGCGGAGUUGAAAGAGCUAGUUAUGCAGCAUACUUCAAUUGCAAACAGACCACGAUUUCAACCCCUCGCCCCCCCGGAGAAAAUUUUGAAGGAGAUUGUGCAGAAGAUAUGGGGUCAUUCAUCUGUUCAGACAGUUGAUGAUAUUGGCGAGAUUCUAGAGAACGGACACGUCACAGAUGAUUUGAGCCUCGAAGUUUUUUUGGAAGCUUGCAUCGCAGGCUAUGCCAAGAAAAGGGAGAGGUCACCCCAAGAAGUCAUGAAACGUUUCCGAUUACACAAUCCUUCCGAAGCGGGCCAAACGGCCUGGCAGGCAUGGCUCAAGCUUCACCCUGGAAUUGAUAGUCAAGAGGCUGCAAGGCUGCAUAAAUCACACCAAGAAGCUGUUGAGAAGCACUACCCCGAUUGCGCGGCAGAGGUGAAUGCAUUUUACGAAAAAGUCCUGAUACAUUGUGGAGACAUUGUUUUGUCAAAGGAUGAAAGGGAUGCUAAACCCAACGAAGGCCUCUAUCUGUUGCAGAAGGUAACUGGAAAGUACGCCGCUCAGCUUGCCGCACUCAGCACCAUUCACCCCAUUGGUGUGGCUGUAGUGGGAUUCAUAGCAGACGACACACUUUCCCCUUGA
Molecule: messenger RNA, 1196 nt
Organism: Cantharellus anzutake
Lineage: Eukaryota; Fungi; Basidiomycota; Agaricomycetes; Cantharellales; Hydnaceae
Exons: 6
Coding region: 147-1196 (349 amino acids)
Source: RefSeq, a predicted model, not a curated record